ACUGGUGCUGGUGCGGAGUGGCGCAUAGGACCUGCUUUAUAUGGGACCGUGGUAGAGUAUAGGAUUGACCCCCUCUGACCCCCUUUCCCCAUGGCCUGUCAUUCUCCCUCCUUUGGAUCCUAUACCGUGGCCAUUAUACCCUUUAAGACCUCCCUCUUCAGUCUGGAUUCACUGCACUUCUACCUGUGGGUAAAGCAUCUGAAGCAUUUGGAGCAGGAGAAGGACGCUUUGUGGUGUGGUCUGGAGAUCCUGGAGAAAGCCAGACUUUGGUACCUGCAGCGGAUACAGGAGAACAGGCACAGACAGGACCACACCGCCCCCACAUGGACCUCAGAGGCUAACUUCUGUCUUCUGAGGUCUCGAAUUCAACGAGCUAAUGGCUCUUUGGGAUCAGUGAUGAACGAGCCCAAUGUGACGAGCAGCAUGCACUCACUGCCUGAAGCUGUGGGGGACAGCAACCUCCGGUGGCACAAUACCAUACUGAUACAGGAGUUUGGUGACAUGAACCAUCAGAUUUGUUUGCUGCAAAAGGAGAAGGAUGCUCUCAUGGAACAGCUGAAAGACCUGCAAGCACACUGA
This is a messenger RNA of Periophthalmus magnuspinnatus, 579 nucleotides long. RefSeq names its product suppressor APC domain containing 1 (gene sapcd1). The transcript has 4 exons. Lineage: Eukaryota; Metazoa; Chordata; Actinopteri; Gobiiformes; Gobiidae. The record is from RefSeq and is a predicted model, not a curated record. Bases 91 to 579 code for a protein of 162 amino acids.